AAGUCCGUACCGCUCUCCUUCCCCCAGAGCCCUAACUCGAGCCCGGGGCUUUGCGGCCUAGCCGGCCGGUGUGGGUUUCCCGCGGUCGGUACCCGGGCAGGCAGAGCUGAGGCCGAGCCGGAGGGUGUAGGCGGUGGGGUAGGAGGGCGCUGUACUUACCGUCGGUGACGGCUCCCAUGGCGGUGGCGGCGAGUAGCAGUGAGGUCAGACUCCCAGAAUGCAGCAGCGGCGGCAGCAGCCGGAGAGACAGGCAGGAGCAUGGAGGCCUCGGUCACCGCCUCGCCUUCCCUAUAAGCUCCCCCCAGUGUCGGGCGGCCCAGCGCCUCCUGCCCACAGCCGGACACACAGCCCCAGGCAGGCCUCCCCGGGCCCCGCAGCGGAAAGAAUGUCGGAGAGGGCCGAGGAUGACGUCACAGGGGAGCAGCAGCAGCGCAGAGCGGCGGCGGGCAGGCAGCAACGGCGGCAGCAGCAGCAGGGAGAGAGCUCGUCGGCAGCAGCCAUGGCCGCCGGAGGGGAUCGCACAUCCCUGCCCAGUCCCGGAGCCAUGCUGGGGCAGCCGUGGGCUCACUGGGUAGAGGCAGUGAAAUUACACGGGCUGGAAGAACUGGAGGAAAGUUGGAAGGAGUGCGAUAAAAAACGGGAAAGCAUGCGACUAAGCAGAGAAGAUAUGGCAAUAUUUGGCCUGUGCCCGGCCUACGAUGAGUUCUAUCUGGUGAUGUGCAGCCACUGUAAUCAGGUCAUAAAGCCACAGGCAUUUCAAUCUCAUUAUGAAAGAAGACACAGUUCCAUAAACAAAACUCCCGUGACGCCGCCAUCCUCCUCAACGAACUCCCUCUAUUCCACUGUGUCUUCAAAAACGAAACCAAGCGGUGGCGGCAGUUGCAGCAGCACGCGCCCGUCCUCUGGAAGUAGUGCCUCGUCCAACUCCAAGCUGAUGAAAUCUCCCAAAGACAAGCUGCCAAUCGGGGGAAGCAACAAAUCAGUGCAUCCUGUGCAGCACAGCAAAGCCCCCCAGGAAAAAAUAAUGACACCAUCUGUGAAAGUGGAAAAGAUGCAUCCGAACCCAAAGAUAGAUGGGGUGUUAAAAUCUACUGCUGGUCCUGCCUGUUCUUCUACUGUGAGCUCUUCAAUAAAGACUGGCCUUAAUUGUCCAUCAAUACCAAAGCCACCCUUGCCUUCCCCUGGACAGAUACCAAAUGGUAAAGGCAUUCUCUCGACGACGCCGUUUUCGGAAAAGAAACCCGACGACACGAACAACAGGAAAUAUUUACAUAAGAGAUUGUCAGAUCGAGAGUUUGACCCUGAUAUACACUGUGGUGUUGUCGAUGUAGAAACCAAGAAGCCCUGCACUAGAUCCUUGACAUGCAAGACACAUUCCUUAGGCUACCGGCGAGCAGUACAAGGGCGCAAGAAACGUUUCGACGUGUUGUUAGCAGAGCACAAAAACAAGACGAGGGAAAAGGAAUUGCUUCGUCAUUCUGAACAUCAGCAGCAGGCGCCUGCGCUCAGGGAACCGCAUCCCGUACCUUCAAAAUCUUCCCAGGAACUGCACCAAAACUCUCAUGGACUUACUUCUCCAGAAGCAAAGCCUUCAAUAACCAAUAAGGCCAAGCCUCAUAACCCCAGUCUUCCAAGGCCUUCAGUCUACCCGGCAACGCACAGUGGAAAUGCCCCUAGCGACUCCCCGUCUGUACAUGAAUCCCCCCAACCGGUAGUAUCUGCUGCUGAGCCUACUUGCCGCUUUUCCAGUGAUGAGGGAGAGGGGGACGAGAAGGAGGAGUCUGCUGAAAAACUGGACUGUCAUUAUUCUGAUCACCACCCUCGACCAGCAGCUUAUUGCACAUUUGGUAGCAGGCAGAUUGGAAGAGGAUAUUACGUGUUCGACAAGCGAUGGGACCACAUCCGAUGUGCACUUAACUUCAUGGUGGACAAGCAUCUUAAUUCGCAAAUGUGGAGGAAAAUCCCUCCGGCAUCCAGCAACUCGUCAGCGCACGCUCCACACCGGACCAGCACAAAUGCAACGUCUGCGUCUCAUAGCGUCAACAGCACUGGUUUCCUCUCGCCCUGCACGGUGACCUCCCCUCCUGCGUCUGCCACCUCUCCCUGUGCGUCCCUCGACAAAGUGUCGUCACACGGAACUACACUAAACGCUCACCCGGUGGGGGCGAGCGACUCCGUCAGUAGUAUGCAAUCCAGACAAGUGUCUUCUUCACCAUCCACACCAUCAGUGCUUUCCCCUUUACUUUCCCCCCAUUCCAACAAGCCUCAAAAGUUAAAAACUGCUAAGUCCCUCAAGCCUAAAGAAACCCCAGCCAGCAGCACAAACUGCAGCAGUGCCAGUAGCAACAGCAGCAGCAGCGGCGGCGGUGGCGGCUCAGGAAAGAAACGGAAAACUAGCUCCCCACCCCAGCUGCUAGCUCACCCCCCUCAUUCCGCAGAGUCGAUAAGGAAAAACUGUGCACUGAACUCUGGGACCUACCACUCGCCGACGACGAAUUCGUCCCAGGGCAGCUCGCAUGGUAUCGGCCUCAAUUUUGUGAACAGUAAAUCUAACUCUGUCAGUCUUAAACAUGACCAAUCAGGGAGGGGUCCUCCAACAGGGAACCCUGCAGAAUCCAUUAAGAGGAUGAGCGUGGUCAUGAACAGCAGUGACUCCACGCUGUCAUUAGGGCCAUUUGUUCAUCAGGCUGGCGAGCAAACUGUGAACUCACAAAACAGCUUCUCCCACUCGCACGCUUCCCUGGACAAAUUAAUGGGGAAGAAGCGGAGAUGCUCGCCCGGCACCAGCAGCAUCACCACCAAUAACAGCAAAUCCAGUAAGGUUGCCAAACUGCCACCGGUGAACAAUGUUCACGCGAAACACAACAAUGUCAUAGCAGGGACUCAGGCGCUGACGAAUAAUUCGCUUCGGCAUCAGCCAAAGGCACGUCCCUGACAGCUGGUUCCGCUCUCAUGAGAAAAACAAACUGGACAGCUUUCACUACAAUCAGAAUCCUCCAGCUGGCUCCCCGGACCCCAAGAUGCCUUUGAGUUAUCUCAACCUUUUUUUCCCCAUGGUCCUCAGGAGCGGGAGUUUUUGUGAACUUGUCAGCUGGGAGAAGGAACUCCCCGAAGCCAUGUGUGUAGCAGAGAAUGCUAACCCUACGGACUCUCGAAUGUUCAGUCCCACCGCCGCUUUUAUCAGUGUUAACGUGGACUGACGCGCUCGCUACCGACCUGCGACAUCUCAUUCGCAUUAAAAGUUGCAAGCUUCUUUUAUUUUUUAUUCUGCAUUUGGUCUGGCAAAAAAAAAAAAAAUCACUUUUGUAAAAGUAUAAGAAAAACAAACAAACCCAAAAAGAAACGUCACUGUAAUAAUCUAGCAGGAGUGAUUUCUUCAGGGGAGAGACCAUGUCCGACGGAGGGGAGUACGGCUUUAUUCUGUCCUCUUUUUUUAUUUUUCUAAGAAAACCUCCACUGAUUAACUACUAAAAUAGCACAAUAAUAAAAGAGAGAGACAGACAGAAGUAUUGGCUUGGGCUAAGAAGCUGCGAGGAGUUUUAACGUCCGUAAUAUUUUGCUACAUAAAAACAAAACAAAAAAAAAGUGUUUCUACCCAUUCUGAACUUCCGGUGAUUGUAGACAGAAGCUGUCAUGUUUCCACGCUGAAAAACCAAACCAAGGUAGUUCAACAAUACAAAUAGAAACCACCCAAAGAGUCCUAAAGCUAAAGAAUCCCUCUGUGUCCUGCGUUGGCACUGACUUUCCCACCGUCCCCCUGUUUUUCCACUGUUGCCACCGUGCCGCCAUGUUCAGUCCAAUAAGUGCUUACCUGUAUGCGGCACAGCCAACUUUAUAAAUGGACCUAAAAUAGAAAAAAGUUUCCAUGUUUAUUCUAACUUUCUAGUCUGAGAUUUCAGGUACAAAUAUGCAAAAAGAGUCUCUCUUAUUCAUCCAUUUACCUCAUUUGUCCUCUAUGUAUAGAUCAUGACUUAUUUUCAUGGGAUGUUAUGUUUCCCAGUGCCGGCCCAUAAAGUUACCAGAUCCCAAUAUGUGUAGCCAAACAGAAGUAAAUAUCCAGAUAACUGUGGUCCUGUCGGACUUCUGACCGUUCUUCCAAGAUGCCCAUAGGGAAAGCAGGAUAUAGAACAAGGCCCAACUCAAUGUAGUAUCUGUGAUCCUAAUACUGAUCCUUAGCAGCCGAUAGCAUCGCUAGAUAACAAAGUCCAUUAUUUUUUAUAUACCAGGAGAUUCUCUUACAUGGAUUAUAAAGAUAUAUUUUAUAUAGGGUAGAGAAAUGUCCAGCAGGAACAAUUAGCCCAGUGGCUGGUAAGGUGCCCAUAUGAUAUUGGCUGCAGAUUCCUUCAGCUCAUUGGUCAGUGUAUGGCCUGUGCUUGUCUGGAUAUCUAUCAGGCCCAUUAUCUGUUAGCCUUCUGUGUUUGUAGCCAACAGAAUGUCACUGGCACCCAUGGUGACUGGAUUUUGGCCUUAAGCCAAUUGUUCAGAUGAGCCCGAUGCAGGCGACUGGUGUGAAAUUUGGUGACUUGCCCAAUGAGCAGAUCCUUACAUGCAUAGCCAGCUAUGUUCAUUGGUAGAUACUGCCGGCAGUGAGGGGGUUUUGCAUUAUGGCGAUGAGUCUUUGGUUUUGGGGUGUGUUCCAAAAAGGAUUCCCAGUCAUGUCCCAUGAUGACCAAAGCUAAGGGGAAAUAAAUAUGGUAUUUAUUAUUGUUGAAAUAAGAUUUCUAAGGUAUAAAGCCUGGUGUCCUACUUUAUUCACAUUCUCUGGCAGCUUUGGGUAGGAAGGGACCGACCAAAAGUGAUCAGUAAAGGACAACCAGCCCAGAACACUUGUUAGCAGCUCUACUGCCCCUAUUCCUCAGUGAAUUCUCCUCCCUUGUGUCUUCCCACAGCAGUGAAUCCAAUAAUACAUUGUUAGGGGAAGAGACCAAUCAGUGCGGGUUUCCUGCUGCAAAAGUGCCUUUAUUUGCACAAAACUGCUGAACAAGCUCUUUAUCCAGUGCCGUAUGAGUAAAGGCCAUUGUGUGCAGCAGAAAACCCGUUCCCAUCUGUUCUUAACAACGUAACAGGCAACCAUUGGCUCAGAGUUUUAUUGUCAAGAGGGAUCAGUGUUCAUAGCUAUGAAGCAGGAUAUUUUUUGGGCUUUUUCCUUUUGGCCCCCCAAUGUGUGUCAAACCCCCAAUAUAGGCCCACAAGCAAAGUAAAAAUCCUGCCUGAUCAGAUCAGCCAUUCAGUAUAUACCUGGGUUAUCACUUCAAGUCCUUAGGAUGGCCAGUAUAUAUAUUUAUUUACUUAUGCAGGCACUGACAUAUCGCUUGGCUCUGGUAUCUAUAAAUAUGGUGGAGCUGCCAUGCUGCUGUCAUUGCCAAGGUAAGAUGAAUCAUUACCUGCCCCAAGAAAGUCCCAUAUAAAUUGUUUGCUCCUCUUGGACAUGGGAAUACCGUUGUUAUACUUAAAAAUAAGCCAUAGAAAAUAUAUUGUUUAUUUAAUCCAUAAUGGUCAGUAUUAUAUCAUUCGGAGUGAAUAAUAAAUGCCCUACUUGCCCAAUAUAUGUCAGAUGUAUAUAUAUUCCCUUUCCUACAUGGUUUCUCCCCUUCGAUGAGACCAUUGGCGCCGGAAUCCUUCCCCACCCCAUGUGGUAACUUGAGAAUAAGGUUAGAAAUGCCUUUGGCAGCUAGAAUAUAUAACGGUGAUCCCUAAAACAUAGCCAGACCAGUUCAAAUUUGGGAAAAAAAUCUGCACUAAAAUCGUGGGUAAUUUGUGCUUUUUUUUUUUUAUUCCUUAAAACUCCUACAGUUUCAUUAACCUACAAAAAAAAAAGAGUAUGUAAUAUUUUGGAUUUUUUUUCCUUCUCGAUAUUGAAAUGUCCCUAUUUCAGAAAGAAUAUUUUGUUAAAAGAAAAUGAUUGUACAUACUGAAAUAUAUGUAUUUUUGCACAAUUUUUUUUUUUCUUAUAUCCAGUUCUUGGUACAAUGCAGAUCAUCUAGUAUUUAUUUGUCAAUAAAACAAACUUUACAAUUUGAAGUGGUUCACUGCCAACCCAAACGCUAGCGGAACGCGUCGACAUCUAACACUCGAUUGUGGGACGGUCUUGUUCAUUUUUAGAUUUUGUUUUUGUUACGGCUCUGGGUUUAAUCAUCGCUCUCUAUUGGUUGUCUCAUUCAGUUAACCCCUUGUGGGUCAUGGCUCUCUGUAUAUCUGUGCGGUCGGGCUGAGCGGCCGCGCAGGCGCGUGUGUGUGAUUAUAGAUUUAAAACAAAAACCCACAGAGAAAAUGAAAGUGCCUGAUAAUAGAUUUUCAAGCGUGUACUAUUUAGCAUCUCCUUAAAACUUGAAUGUUCGGCUGUGUCUUUUUUUUUUUUUUUUUUUUGGAGUUUGCUUUUUCCACCUGUUUACUGUGGUUUCCAAAAAAAAGACAAUGAGCAGCUUUUUUUUUUUUUUUUUACCUCCUUCACUGCCAAAGUGGGGCAGCAUCACAUUGCCGAAAGCCCUUUUUGGUGCCGGAUGUGCUAAAAUCGGUUUUGAUUGGUCGGUGACCAACUUAUAUUUGUAGCCAAUACGUUAAGGGGGGAUAAAUCGUUAUUUCUGAUUUAAUAUUUUUGAUUUCUAAAAUUGUUUUGGAACCAAGACACCCCCCCCCCCCCCCCCCCCGUACCUCUAUGGAAAUAGAAAUGAAAUAUUGUGAUUGGGAAAUGGCGUCUUCCUCUGGGUUCCCUUGCCAAGCAAUUUCCACUGGUUUCCCCUCGUUCCAUUGCUAGACGAGGUACGGUCUUGACCAAGGGAAAAGUUUCAAAUCCCAAACGUUCUGACUUUUUUGUCGUCCGAGAAGGAUGGCGGUUGUUGUGCGAGGAAUUUUUUUGCACAAUGAGACCAUUUGAUAACAAGCACUACAGGUUUGUCAAUGUGAAUGUAGUUCUUGAAAGCAAUUUUUGCUCUUUUCUGUUUUUGUUUUUUUGAGCCUGGUUCUAAAAGCAAUCUCCUUCUGUUAUAAAAUGAAAAAAAAAAACUUAAAAAAAAAAAAAUAAAGUGUGAAUAGUUUGAUAAUUUGUAUUCAUAAUCAAGAGCGUCUGAUCAGCUGGACUUUGGCUGCUGUAUAGUUCAUGAACAAACAAAAAGAAAAGAAAAAGAAAUGUCAUGGCAUAGAAAAAUUACUUUGGAUAUUUAAAAGAAAAUAUAUAGUCUAUUUGUUUUGUAACAAGUUUCUGUAAAUAAAAUAA
Molecule: messenger RNA, 7213 nt
Organism: Xenopus tropicalis (tropical clawed frog)
Lineage: Eukaryota; Metazoa; Chordata; Amphibia; Anura; Pipidae
Gene: atxn7
Product: ataxin 7
Exons: 12
Coding region: 218-2935 (905 amino acids)
Source: RefSeq, a predicted model, not a curated record